Microstroma glucosiphilum is the source of this 1122-nucleotide messenger RNA. RefSeq names its product kinase-like protein. The coding region runs from base 1 to 1122 and encodes 373 amino acids. Gene Ontology annotation, biological process: protein phosphorylation. The record is from RefSeq and is a predicted model, not a curated record. Lineage: Eukaryota; Fungi; Basidiomycota; Exobasidiomycetes; Microstromatales; Microstromataceae. The transcript has a single exon. Gene Ontology annotation, molecular function: protein kinase activity; ATP binding.
AUGCGUCGUCUGCGCAACGGCAAGGUCCGAAUCAAGGGUACUGUGCAGGUGCACGACGCUUCAGAAGCCCUAGGCUCUUCUGUGCAGCCCCUCAAACCUGUCUCGCCUCCCAAGAAGGCACAAGCUGGAGGCGGCAAGGUCAAGGCAGUCAAGACCAAGCCUCCGACCCCGCCUUUGUCUGAUCGUAACGCAGGUGCCGUCAGCGCUGGGCCAGAGAAUGUUGAUGAACUCAAUGGUCUUGACCUCGAGUCCCUCAAUCUCACUGACAAGGAGAUACCAGCUCGUCAGCUCGAAAAGCUCUCGCGCAUCGGAUCUGGUGGCUUCAAGGACGUCUUUGUCGGGAUUUGGAAGGUCGGCAAGCGUCGCAACAAGGUGGCCAUUGCCGACAUCAGGGAGAAGCUCACAGAGAUGGACAUCAAGGAGCUCGGCCUGUUGCGAGAUCUCAAGCACGAGAACAUCGUCCGCUUCAUUGGGGUCAGUAUCCCAGAGGACACUGCCAAGACUGGCAUUCCCUGCAUGAUUGUCUCGGAGCUCUGCUCAAAUGGAGACCUAUGGGACUAUGUGCGCAAUGUCAAGCCACCCCCUGACUUGCAGAUCUUUAGAAUGCUCCUCGAAACCGCCAAGGGCCUCGAGUAUCUCCACAUGCACUCGAUUGUUCACCGCGACGUGAAGUCGUCCAAUGUUCUCGUAACACGCGAGCGCUCGUGCAAGAUCAACGACUUUGGCCUAGCGCGUGUCAAGACCUCACAGCGCUCCAAGAUGAAGAGCGUAGUGGGCACGAUCAACUGGCAGGCAGUAGAGCUGUGGUGUCGCCAGCCACAGUACAAUGAAAAAGUCGACGUAUGGUCCGCUGCCAUGACUUUUUGGGAGACUCUACAGUGGUACGAGGACUACAAGAGCUACCCUUUUGAAGGCAUGAACGACUUUGUCAUCUAUGAAGAGGUGGGUAAAGAGGGUAAGAGACCCCCUACAGAUAAGAUUGCAGCGCAAUUUGGAGAGGAGAUUGUCAAGCUGCUCAAUAGGAUGUGGGAUACGGACCCGAGAAAGAGGCCGACGAUGGACAUGGUCUGUAAAGACCUUGAGAGGCUCAUCGAGGUCAAGGAGAUGGAGAUGGACCAGUAA